AUUCCUCGUUAUCGACCAUCGACGCCGCGGAACGCUGCACAUAUCGGCAAAGUCCAAAGAUAUCGGGCGUUUUUUUGUUUUUCUUUUAGGCUUACACAUAUCGGAGUAGCUCUCACACGUUACUCGCGGUAGAGUAUUUUGUCUGCCGCUACACGCAAGCCGAUUCUCUCCGAAGUGAGAGAACGUGAAAGCCCUUAUCUCUCAGGUUGCUUUCCGUCACUCUGCUUAUAAAUCCUAUCAGUAAUUAGUGUCGCAACAAAGGCGUUCGCUCUCCCUCCCCCGUCAGCGAGAGGCCCUUUCGCCGCCCAAGAAAACGCAGGCAAGAGCAGUCUCAUACACGGUGACGUCGGUGGAUGGCGACGACAAGGCUUUCCCACAGGUGCACUGGCCAUCGAGUACAACGAAAUAAUUGAACCGAAUCGUCGCAGACAUGGAUGCCAAGACCGCAAGCGAGGUCGAAGUGGGAUCUCCCAGCCCGCAAGUUGCGCGCUCAGGGGAACACAAGAGGGUGAAGACCCUGUACCCUGACUGCCCGUGGAGUUGGAUGGUGGCCGUGGGAUGUUCGUGCAUGAACUUCUUCACGGUGGUGAUGAUUCGGUCGGCGGGCGUCGUCUACGUCAACAUCGUAGACUACUUUGGAGUCACGCGGCAAGAGGCAGCAUGGCCCAUCUCCAUCGUACCCGGGUGUGCCAACCUAGCGGGUCCCUUCGUUGCCGUGAUCGUCAGAAAAGUCGGCGUCCGCCCGGUGGCUAUCAUCGGCACCUUUAUGAUGUCGCUGUCGAUCAUGCUCUGCUUUUUUGCUCCCAACAUCCUGUACCUUUCGGUGUUCCUGGGAGUCUUCCAUGGUAUAGGUUCCGGGAUGACCAUCACACCCAACGCCGUCUGCCUCAACGAAUGGUUCGACCGCAUGAAGGUCCGAGCGAGCGGCAUCAUAUACACGGGAGCCUGUCUGGGUUCUUUUGUGUUUCCCGUGCUUUUCAAGUACUGCAACGACGUCUUCGGCAUCCGAGGAUGCUUCCUCAUUUUCGGGGCCCUCAUGAUGAACGCCGUGGCCUUUUCCUUCUUCAUCCGCUCCCCUCCAUGGAGGGUCAAGGCAAGAAAAGCCAAGCUCAAAGCCAAGCGGGUGGAGAAGCAAAAACAGAUAUUGUCCAACGGAGGCCCCCAGGAAAACAAGGGAUUCGUGCCAGAUCUGAAGCUCUUGGCAGGACCGUCCACUGACGCAAUGUUUCCUGUCAUACCACAAAGUAAUGGCACGUCGAAGGAUAUCAGCAUACAGAAUGGAAUUCGCGAAGAAACCCCAAACUCCACAAGAGAGACGAUGAUCUCGGGCCGAGCAGAUGGCACUGAAUUGGUUGCUUCCCAAUAUCAGCUUCCAAAAAGAAACUUUCAGAGGAGUAUAAGUCAGCAACCGCCCGAACCACGUGCGACCGACGGUAGUAACAAACCGAGGUCGGACAGUGUUGCGUCCGGCGAAUCCACGGCCGUCUGGCCGCGACAGCACCGCACCAGCGAAGGUUCUCAGGCCCCGGAAGACCAUUCGCAUCACAGAGGAAGUUUACGACGACAGUCAUCGACACGUUCGUCUCUUUCCAACUUCUACUGCAUAUAUGAGCCAACCGCACACAGCAACGCCAUCAAUACCAUUCCGGAACUAGACGACAUCGAGGAAGAUCAUGUAUCGAUUGCAACGUACCAGCACGUCGAAGUCACAAAGAAGAAGCUUGUGAAUCGGGUGUCCUUGUUAAUGGGGCUCACUUACGUGUUCGUGACCUACAGCAACAUGGCUUUCAUGACGGUGCUAAUGGACUUCGCGCAAGACAGACACGUGCCACUGGACAAAGCUGUCUAUUUGCUUUCGGGCUUCGCGACUUCGGACAUUGUGGGACGACUGAGUGUCGGCUGGGUGUCUGACAAGGGAAUCCUCGAGAACAAGACCAUCCUAGGACUGUCUUGCUCGGCUUUCGGCUUGUGCAUGCAGGUUCUGCCAUUUUUUUCUACAUACGAAGGCAUCAUGUUCAUGUCCAUCCUAGUGGGCUACGCAAUCGGCAACACCGUGGUGCUCUUCAAUGUCGUCCUCGGUGACGCUGUCGGCGUCGAGCGCAUUCCAACCGCCAUUGGUUGUAUAUCCUUUGUGGCGGGUCUCACUGCAUUCUCAAGGCCCUUUCUGAUAGGUCACUUUAGAGAUAACAUCGGCAGCUAUGACAACAUGAUCCGUAGCUUGGGAGCUGUAGUCCUCGUCCUCGGUAUUUUGUGGUUUUCUCUGCGAAUUUAUGAGAAGACGCGCAGCAAAGGCUUCGAUGUCGAGGUCCCCUCAGAUGCAACUCCCGGCGUGCCCCAAAAUACCGGUGUUCAAUAGUGACUUUUUUACAAAGACGUGUCGAAUCAUUACGGCAAUGUGCAUCCGCGUGCCGCUGUGCUCUCAAGCAAUAAUGGGCAACCCGAUGUCCUCCCGUGUGCACAAGCUUCAACUUACGAUCAUCGCGGUGGCUUGUCGUUCAUCGCUGCGGGUAUCGAGGACACCGAGAGUAUGAAUUCACGAUGCCGGAAUUUCAAGAUGAAAAUAUUGUGUACCCCAGCGGUGAUGCACAUCUCCGAGGGUAAUACCUUUUAAGAAAAGUUGCCGUAAUAUGAUCCGGCUGUAAAUGGCAGGAAAGGGUGAUUUCCACCUACGCCACCCCAAACGACUCCUUCCCCUGCUGGCCGACCACGCACACCUCUACUACAACCAUCACCCGGAACGCUGCUUACUUGUUGCUGAAAAUUGCCUUUACAAACAAAUAUAAAAGAUGAUGAUCGACACUAACACAAUCUCUGAGAUCAACAACGAUAUCAUCUAAAGUUUUAUAAGAUACAGCACGAUAUACCAUCUAAACUGAAAGUCACUAAUGUUUUUAAAUACGCUGAAUUUGCUUAGAACAGGAAUUCGUUUUCAAGAUUACAACGCAAAGCAGUUAUCAGUAGCUGAAAUGGAAUCGCAUACCUGUAUUAUGCUCAAACAUGAUAAAGGCCGUGAGACCUUUCUAUCUUGCCGAUCCACUGCUGCCCAAACAUAAAUGUGAGACCUUACCUCCGUACCUUUGAAUAACUAAAACGGGUACCGGUAUUUCUGUAAUCAUCAAAAAACAUCGGCUCAAUUCUUAUAAGCUUUAGAGAUAAUUCACACACGAAAACAAGAGCUGGCAGGGGAACAUAGCAAUUAUCUUUAUCUACAGUUUAUGGUCACAACGCAUCUUAUCGCGAAGAGCAUUUAGGCGCAAGAAAAGGUGAAAGCGCUGGAAGUUGUAAUCGCUCCCAUCUCCUCAGGCACCUGUGGAGUAGAGACAUUUAAUGGGAGUUGUCUGCCUAGUCACUCCCAAAGGUCACUCGCUCUGCGAAACCGUAAACAGAAGGUGAGUGGGAAAGGGAAGGCCCACAGGAAGUUUUCGAACGCUGUCCAGGAACGCUGUGAAAUAAGGACGCUCUCACUCUGCUGGCGAAAGAAAGGGACUUUUCUUAGCGAGUCAAACAAGAGUUCCAUGCUCAAUGCUAUGACAGCUAGAGGUACCGAAGCAUCAGAACAGGGAAAUUACAAGCGACGCGAGGAAGGUCUGGAAAGUGUAUGGAUGACGGAUUAGGGAAGUGGAGACUGGAAGACGUCAGCGAGUGAAACGUCAUUAACAAAGGAACUGAAUAUUUGUGUUUUUAUCUAAAAUAAAGUCAUUCGACUGACUGA
This is a messenger RNA of Ixodes scapularis (black-legged tick), 3712 nucleotides long. RefSeq lists its product as uncharacterized. The transcript has 7 exons. Lineage: Eukaryota; Metazoa; Arthropoda; Arachnida; Ixodida; Ixodidae. The coding region runs from base 431 to 2356 and encodes 641 amino acids. Gene Ontology annotation, biological process: transmembrane transport. Gene Ontology annotation, molecular function: monocarboxylic acid transmembrane transporter activity. The record is from RefSeq and is a predicted model, not a curated record.